ACAUAAAGUCCGGCAAUAACGUAAGUGGAGGCGUGCGCUGUCGCGGUGGGAGCGUGUAUAGGAAGGGAGGGCAAUCUUAUCCAGACUCUAAUAAGAACCCAAUGGCUGGCGCACGGCGGGCAGGAGCGCUUCAACACGACACGAGACACAAGUGGACGGACACAACAUCUCGAGGCGCUUGCUGGAGGCAGGAAUGGGAUGAGAUUCUGAGAAUUCGUAGAGGAGAUAUUUCACAGAGACGCAACAGUGAUGUAGGUGCGCGUCAGGUUUACUAUUGCUGAACUGCCCGGUGACUGCGAGAGAGAGGCGGUAGGUAAGUAGGUAGGCGACUGGAAGCUCGAGAAACACCUGCAUGGCAACAGGUACCUGUACCUCCAAAGACUGAUAAGGAUGAGAACUAUUUAUUUUUAAUUUAUUGUGAACAGCAUAAAGGAUGAUAAAUCUUAAACAUUCUGGAAAGGAAAAUAGUUUUCAAGUGGCAUAAAUUAUUAAGGGAGUAAUCGAUAAAACAUGAAACUACAUAAGCAAGAGGAUAUAACAAUACAGUAGAGAUUAAAGUUAAUUUUAAAGAGUCAACAUGGAUUUUACAGAAGACCGGCGUCCCUGUACUUCCAGUGUGGAUUUUGAUCCAUAAGGGCCAACCUUGCUCUAUAGAAACAUUAGAACUCCUUUACAACUCAUGGUCUGGAAUGGACCACCACCAAGAUUUGAACCCCAUCAUUCAAAUGCAUUUAAGUGCCCGAGACGGGGCUUGCUUAGUGGGCACGGUGGAUCAUUGAAGGUGUCCCCAAUGAAGGUGUCCUCCUGGUGGGAAAGCCUGGCACGGCUUGGCCUGCUCGCUAUCUUCACGUGGAGCUCCCUGGUCCAGGGGUGCGGGCCAGGCCCUGGGUACGGCAACCGCCCUAGGCCCAGGAAACUCACCCCCAUGCCUUACAAGACCUCCUUCCCCAAACUUUCCGAGAACAACCUAGGUGCCAGUGGGAGGGUUGAGGGCAAGAUCACACGUAACUCUGAACGCUUUAAUGAACUGGUGUGUAACUACAACACCGAUAUUAUCUUCAAAGAUGAGGAGAAAACCCUUGCUGACCGCUUCAUGACCAAGCGCUGUAAAGACUGCCUCAACAAACUAGCCAUAGCGGUGAUGAACCACUGGCCUGGGACGAAGCUGAGGGUGACAGAGGCCUGGGAUGAGGACGGCCAUCACCCCCCUGACUCUCUUCAUUAUGAGGGACGGGCCGUGGACAUCACCACGUCAGACCGCAUCCCAGACAAGUACGGCAUGCUAGCCCAGCUGGCUGUGGAGGCUGGCUUUGACUUUGUGUACUAUGAGUCCAAGUACCAUGUGCACUGCUCUGUCAAAGCUGAUCACUCUGUGGCGGUGGAGAAAGGGGGCUGUUUCCCAGGCUGGGCCCGGGUGACCUUGGCCGGAGGGGGACAGAAGACCCUGGCCUCCCUGGGGCCUGGAGACAGAGUGUUGGCCCUGUCUGGGUCAGGACACAUCGUCCUCAGCCGCGUCCUUCUAUUCCUACACCAAGACCAUGAGAGCAGGUCCACUUUCCUGGUCCUGGCCACAAAAGAUGGCCGCCGCCUAGCCCUUACUCCCCACCACCUGGUCUUCCUUGCACCCCAUCACAAACUCCACUACAGUGAGUACAAGGCUCAGUUUGCCAGUAGAGCCAAACCGGGGGACUAUGUACUCGUCCAUGGAGUGGACGGCCGAGUACAACCAUCCAGGAUCACAUCUGUAUCGCAGGAGGAAGGGAUGGGUGUGUACGCACCACUUACAGAACACGGCACUCUGUUUGUGGAUGGGGUGCUGGCAUCCAGCUAUGCACUUAUAGAGGACCAUAGACUGGCACACUGGGCAUUUGGGCCUCUGAGACUGCUGCUGUCAUUCACCCAGCUGGUUCGGGGGGAGGGCACACUGGGAGCGCAGGUCACAGAGGCAGAGAGAGAGCACACGAAGAAGCCCACUCACUGCAACACUCAACACAUUUGUGUGAAUCAGACACUCAACAGCCCAGGCGUGUAUGUGAAUACAAACACUUCAGACAGACAAAGCAGUUGCGCUGCUGUACCCAUAAACAGAGACAUUGAGGGGGGACACUGUGACUCUGUGCGAAAAGAGGUUUUGAGUGUGCACUGGUAUGCUAGGCUGCUACACAGAAUUGGACAGUUCUUUCUAGACCCAAAUACAUUUCAUCAUUAGGUUAAAGGCACUAUAGGCUCAACUCUGGUGCCUGUAUACCACUGAUAAUUGCUACUGUAACAUUUCCAGUGUCCUACAGAUAAUUGCUAUUGUACUGUUACAUUUCCACAGUGUCCUAUAGAUAAUUGCUACUGUAACAUUUCCAGUGUCCUACAGAUAUUUGCUACUGUACUGUUACAUUUCCACAGUGUCCUAUAGAUAUUUGCUACUGUACUGUUACAUUUCCACAGUGUCCUACAGAUAAUUGCUACUGUACUGUUACAUUUCCACAGUGUCCUAUAGAUAAUUGCUACUGUAACAUUUCCAGUGUCCUACAGAUAUUUGCUACUGUACUGUUACAUUUCCACAGUGUCCUAUAGAUAUUUGCUACUGUACUGUUACAUUUCCACAGUGUCCUACAGAUAAUUGCUACUGUACUGUUACAUUUCCACAGUGUCCUACAGGUAAUUGCUACUGUUACAUGUCCAGUGUCCUACAGAUAAUUGCUACUGUUACAUUUCCACAGUGUCCUACAGAUAAUUGCUACUGUUACAUUUCCACAGUGUCCUACAGAUAAUUGCUACUGUUACAUUUCCACAGUGUCCUACAGAUAAUUGCUACUGUUACAUUUCCACAGUGUCCUACAGGUAAUUGCUACUGUUACAUUUCCACAGUGUCCUACAGAUAAUUGCUACUGUUACAUUUCCACAGUGUCCUACAGAUAAUUGCUACUGUUACAUUUCCACAGUGUCCUACAGAUAAUUGCUACUGUUACAUUUCCACUUAUGCUAUUAUUUUUCUACUGCCCUGUCUUUUACUAAAAUGUUAAACCUUAUGCACCCCGAAAGAGUAUAUUUGCAUUUUACUCACCGGUAAUUGCAUUGUAAUGUAUUUAUGUAUUAACAUUGUAUUUCCUCUUUUACACUCAGUAAAUGUGUUGAUGGUUGGUUUGGGUGCAUGUAGAGACUAUGUCUUCAAAGAUGAUGCGUUCUAGAAGGCUUUUAUACAGGUUCAUUCCUGAGAGAAAUGGACACCAUAAUAACGGAAUCAGCAUGUGUAUUGUCAAGAAUCCAUUGUUCAUGUGUAUUGUCAAGAAUCCAUUGUAUAUGUGUAUUGUCAAGAAUCCAUUGUAUAUGUGUAUUGUCAAGAAUCCAUUGUAUAUGUGUAUUGUCAAGAAUCCAUUGUAUAUGUGUAUUGUCAAGAAUCCAUUGUAUAUGUGUAUUGUCAAGAAUCCAUUGUAUAUGUGUAUUGUCAAGAAUCCAUUGUAUAUGUGUAUUGUCAAGAAUCCAUUGUAUAUGUGUAUUGUCAAGAAUCCAUUGUCUUAUUUAGAUAACAUCUACAGUAUAAACCAACAUAAAAUGUGGGUUUCCUAUAUGCUUUAUUAUUCUAAAACAAUGAGGAAAAAUUAGUAUGUGCCAGAACAAAUAAAAGCUUUAUUUUUGUACCUUCUGAAUCAUAAUAUAUAAAUGUAGCAAUUUAUUGUAAUUAUUAUAACUAUGGCCUCAUUUGUUAUGUUGUCUUUUAAAGGUGUAAUUAAACAAAUUAUAAUACA
This is a messenger RNA of Oncorhynchus keta (chum salmon), 3740 nucleotides long. RefSeq names its product indian hedgehog protein-like. Lineage: Eukaryota; Metazoa; Chordata; Actinopteri; Salmoniformes; Salmonidae. Gene Ontology annotation, molecular function: patched binding; calcium ion binding. The transcript has 3 exons. Bases 680 to 2209 code for a protein of 509 amino acids. Gene Ontology annotation, biological process: cell fate specification; cell-cell signaling; protein autoprocessing. The record is from RefSeq and is a predicted model, not a curated record.